This is a messenger RNA of Mesoplodon densirostris (Blainville's beaked whale), 3339 nucleotides long. RefSeq names its product diacylglycerol kinase epsilon (gene DGKE). The record is from RefSeq and is a predicted model, not a curated record. The transcript has 12 exons. Gene Ontology annotation, molecular function: ATP-dependent diacylglycerol kinase activity. The coding region runs from base 449 to 2263 and encodes 604 amino acids. NCBI's taxonomy places the organism in Eukaryota, Metazoa, Chordata, Mammalia, Artiodactyla, Ziphiidae.
GCAGGACGCGUGUGUUUGCUAGGCGUGGGCUAACGGUUACGGGCGCUAGCCGGCUCCGUGCGGCCCACGCGCGCCGUCGCGCCCGACCAGUGGGCGCCGCGCCGGCCUCUCCGUGGGGGCAGCCUGUACAUUGUGAUUGCGCCUUUUCCCGUGCCGGGCGAGGUGAGGAGGCGGUGGCCGGGCCCGAGGAGGAGGGAGGGGACGGAGCGUGACAGCCCUGGGCGCCGCCCCCUCGGCGCCGCAGGUCCGCGGCCGGGCGACCCGGAGGCACUGGGGUCGGGCCGCGGGGAAGACGGCGCGCGUGCCCCUCCUUGGAGAGAGCAGAGCCACCUGGGCCGACGGCGCUUUGGGGAUCCCCUAAAAGGUAGGAAGGAGGGCGGGACGGGGGCAGCGAGCCCGAGGUGGACCCGCCCGUGUCUCUCCUAGUUAGAAAUAGUCCUUGGGGAAGAUGGAAGGGGAGAAGCGGCCGGCGCCCUACGAGGGCCUGUUUGCGGACUGGCACCUGGUCCUGUGGACGCUGUGCUCGGUGCUGCUGCCCGUGGUCAUCACCUUCUGGUGCAGCCUCCAGCGGUCGCGCCGGCAGCUGCACCGCAGGGACAUCUUCCGCAAGAGCAAGCAUGGGUGGCGCGACACGGACCUGUUCAGCCAUCCCACCUACUGCAGCGUGUGCGCGCAGCACAUCCUGCAGGGCGCCUUCUGCGACUGCUGCGGGCUGCGCGUGGACGAGGGCUGCCUCAAGAAGGCCGACAAGCGCUUCCACUGCAAGGAGAUCAUGCUCAAGAAUGACAGCAAGGCCCUGGACGCCAUGCACCACCACUGGAUCCGGGGCAACGUGCCCCUGUGCAGUUACUGUGUGGUUUGCAAGCAGCAAUGCGGCAGUCAACCCAAGCUCUGCGAUUACAGGUGCAUUUGGUGUCAGAAAACAGUACAUGAUGAGUGUAUGAAAAAUAGCUUAAAGAAUGAACAGUGUGAUUUUGGAGAAUUCAAAAACCUCAUCAUUCCACCAAGUUAUUUAACCUCCAUUAAUCAGAUGCGUAAAGACAAAAAAACAGAUUAUGCAAUGCUAGCGUCUAAGCGUGGAAAGCAGUGGACUCCAUUAAUAAUCCUGGCCAACUCUCGUAGUGGAACUAAUAUGGGAGAAGGACUGCUGGGAGAAUUCAGGAUCCUCCUAAAUCCCGUACAGGUUUUUGAUGUUACUAAAACUCCCCCUGUCAAAGCCCUGCAACUUUGUACUCUUCUUCCCUGUUAUUCAGCUCGAGUCCUUGUUUGUGGAGGGGAUGGGACUGUGGGCUGGGUCCUGGAUGCAGUUGAUGAAAUGAAGAUUAAGGGACAAGAGAAAUACAUUCCACAAGUUGCAGUCUUGCCUCUGGGAACAGGCAACGAUCUAUCUAAUACCUUGGGUUGGGGUACAGGCUAUGCGGGAGAAAUCCCAGUCGCACAAGUCUUAAGAAACGUGAUGGAAGCAGAUGGAGGUAAACUAGAUAGAUGGAAAGUUCAAGUAACAAAUAAAGGAUACUACAACUUAAGAAAACUCAAGGAAUUCACAAUGAACAACUAUUUUUCUGUUGGACCUGAUGCUCUUAUGGCCCUCAAUUUUCACGCUCAUCGUGAGAAGGCACCAUCUCUGUUUUCUAGCAGAAUUCUUAAUAAGGCUGUUUACUUAUUUUAUGGAACCAAAGACUGUUUAGUGCAAGAAUGUAAAGAUUUGAAUAAAAAAGUUGAGCUAGAGCUGGAUGGGGAGCGAGUAGAGCUGCCGGAUUUGGAAGGUAUCAUCGUCCUGAACAUUGGCUACUGGGGCGGUGGCUGCAGACUGUGGGAAGGGAUGGGAGACGAGACUUACCCUCUCGCCAGGCAUGAUGAUGGUUUACUGGAAGUUGUUGGGGUAUAUGGGUCUUUCCACUGCGCUCAGAUUCAAGUGAAACUGGCAAAUCCUUUUCGAAUAGGACAAGCACAUACAGUGCGGCUGAUCUUGAAGUGCUCGAUGAUGCCAAUGCAGGUAGAUGGGGAGCCAUGGGCCCAGGGGCCCUGCACUGUCACCAUAACCCACAAGACACACGCGCUGUUGUUAUAUUUCUCUGGAGAACAAACAGAUGAUGACAUCUCUAGUACUUCAGAUCCAGAGGACACAAAGGAAACUGAGGGGAGCGGCCAAAAAAAGAAAAGAAAAGAAAAGAAAAAGAAAGUUACAGGUUUAAAGCUGGAUGGUUCACCAACUUCUCUUUUGAUUAAAAGACAGUGUCAACAAUUCAAAAAAAUGUACUAAAGAAAAUUUACCAGUCAGAUUAAUUGCCCAAAAAAGUUCAGUGUUAAUUGAUAAGUUUUAAAAAUUUAGUGGUCUGGUAGUAUUUUGAAAUAUAGUAGUCUUUUAUAUCCAGAGUACUUAACAGAAUUUCCCCUUGGGGAAGUGGAUAUAGAAUCCUCUGCUAAAAUGUUUAUAUCAUAUUUAUUUUAAAAUGAGAGAUAUAUAUUUUUUUACUUAUUUAUUUUCUUUAUUGUCAUAUACCUGUGUUUAAUGUUUACAAUAUAUUGCUUUAUUUAAUAAGUUAAAUUGAUCACAUAAAUUCUGCUACUCACAAUCAGAAGUAUAGCCUAAGUAAUAGUUGAAACCCAUAAUUUAAUUCUCGUGACAGAUAUAUCAUAUAGAUAUUCUCAUUCUUUAGAAAUAUGCCGAGGGUGCCCCUCUGCUGCUCCCCAACCUACUCCCUCAGGUCCUACCGUGGGGCCGCCCCAUGGGGCCUCCAGCCUGGUGUUUUAGAACAAAUGGCCCAUUUGUGGGUUUCGUGGUCUUUUAUGACAUUAAUCUCUCUCUGAAGGAUUGGAAUGUAUCCCCCCAAACACCGUUAGCUCCCCUUAAGAGUCUAUUAUGAAUCUGUCAUCUAUUAUGAAUUGCCAGAAACUUAAAUUUCAGUCACCUUCAGGCCCAGGCCAUGUUUCGAAGGAACAACUAAGUAGUGUGUACAGUAGUCAGUACAUUACAUUAGAAUACUUUUAUUUUGUUUAAAUUUUAACCUCUUCCAGGUCUCAGUGGGAGCAGCUAAAUUCUAGUAUUCUUAAGAUUUUGUGAGCAGAGCUGUUUUCACCUUAUUCAUAUACCAUUCAUGGUAGGUUACUUAUUGCGGUGGUGGGAGAGUUUGUAGAUUUUCUUUCAAGGGGCUGAUCAUGUUUUGAGUAUAAUGAGCUUCAUUGUUUAAUUCAUGGUCAAAAUUGUUACAGAUAUCACAUUUUACAAAUAUACUGUUAAAUUCACUUUGCUUUAGGCUAUAUUUUAUCUAUAAUUCAUAGUGCUAAUUAUAGAAUAAAAGUAAAUAGUUAAUAUGGGAUAUCAGAAUUAAAAUAAUC